Molecule: messenger RNA, 609 nt
Organism: Solanum tuberosum (potato)
Lineage: Eukaryota; Viridiplantae; Streptophyta; Magnoliopsida; Solanales; Solanaceae
Exons: 3
Coding region: 1-609 (202 amino acids)
Source: RefSeq, a predicted model, not a curated record
AUGGAGAUAAGCAACAAGAUGCAAUUUCAUGGCGAGAAGAUGAAUGAUGUCACAAUCAUUGGAAGGAUACUGUGUUCCUUGACACCGAAAUAUGAUUACGUUGUUUGUUCUAUUGAAGAGUCAAAAGACAUAGAUGCUUUGUCUCUGGAUGAAUUGCAAAUAUCUUUGGGUAGCGGUAGAGGUAGAGGAAGAAGGAGAGGAGACCGAGAAAACAAAGAUGGCAGCAGGAAUUUUAGAGCGAAUGAUGACUACAACAAAGGUAGAGUAAGAGAUUUUUUGACAAAUCCAAGGCUGCCUAAUGAGAAAGAAGAAAAGUCAAAUUUUGCUGAGAACAUGGAAGGAGAAACCUUAUUAAUGGCAGUUCAUGCGAAAAGCGAGCCCGAGGAGCAAAUUACGAAAAGCGAGCCCGAGGAGCAAAUUAUUUGGUAUGUGGAUACCGGUCGCAGUAACCACAUGACUGGUAGUAAGUAUUCUUUCACUGAUUUAAAUGAAAACUUCCGAUCGACAGUUAGUUUUGGUGAUCUCUCAACAGUAAAUGUGAUGGAAAAGGCUGAUAUCAAUUUUAAAACAAAAAAUGGGUGUGUGGAAACCAUAACUAAUGUGUUCUAA